Messenger RNA from Vicia faba (fava bean), 387 nucleotides. Lineage: Eukaryota; Viridiplantae; Streptophyta; Magnoliopsida; Fabales; Fabaceae. The record is from the annotation of a GenBank genome assembly.
AUGACUCUGAUACUCUGCUCAGUAUACAUUAUUUCGUACAAUUCACAGUUAAUUCUUCAUUUUCACAAUUAUGAUCAAUAUGUUUUGAUUGAUGAUAGUUAUGUUUCAAAAUGGAGAACUCGAGCUCACAAACCUCUUAAGUCACAUGCAGUCAUAAUCCCUUACCUACACCAAUCUGGUUUCUACCAUGUAUCCCUUACGCAAGAAGGUGGUGCAUCAAGAAAAUUGACUACCAAAAUAAUUCGCGCCACCAUCUACAAGAAUACCCAUUCAGGAUUGAUCACAUGCUUCAAGAUCAGAUAUGCAUCAUACGAACAAUUUGUCACUGAUCCUCAUCAAAAUCAGUAUGCCCUGACUCAGGCAAGUGACUCUCAACAAAUUCCAUAA